AUGAGACUAAACGCGUGCAGUUUAGUGAUUGGAUGUUUGUUCCAUUUACUAGCUAUCCUAUUGCCUUGCCAAUCAGCUCACGAUCCCACCAAAAGCUUCGUUUCCUUGCCCUUCAAUCCCUCCUACUACCACAUCCAGAGCCCUUACAAUUUGCCUGAGAAGAAGCGGUACAACUUCGUCAAUGGAGUCCACAAGUGCUGGGUUUACUCCACCGACAAGCCCCACUCCCGCACCAGCAGGACCAAGCCCCGCACCGAGAUCGCUAUUCUGGGUUAUCGAUACAACUCAGGCAUAUGGGAAUUCGAAGCGUAUGGUUACGUACCGAAAGGGACAUCUGGUGUGUCGAUUAUGCAAGUGUUUGGUAGCAAACCUCCGAGGGCGACUUCAUUGAUGCUCAUGGUUUACGGUGGCAGCCUUCGUUACUACAGCAAAGGUCCAGUCGUGCUCGCGGAUGUCUACGACAAGUGGUUCAAGCUGAACGUGAUCGACGAUUUCGAUUCAGGGAAGAUCCGGGUUUACAUUAAUAAUGUGCUCAAGCUGGAGGUUGUUGGCCGCGGGGGCAAACAUCAUGCGUUCAAAUGUGGGGUGUACGCGCAACGGAAAGCUUCUCGUCGCAUGGAGUCUCGUUGGAAGGGCAUAAAGAUUUCCAGAAAGAGAGCCUAG
Messenger RNA from Linum tenue, 663 nucleotides. Lineage: Eukaryota; Viridiplantae; Streptophyta; Magnoliopsida; Malpighiales; Linaceae. The record is from the annotation of a GenBank genome assembly.